AUGGGAGCCACAAAGUCUGCCAACGCUUCAACCACUGGUAACAAGCCUACUCGUGGCUGGGAUGCCGCUGCGCAUGAAGCCCUCCUCUUGUGCGUCAUUGAUGAAGUCAAGGGUGGCAAGGCCUUCUUGACUGAGGUCACCGCAAAGAUGCAGGCUCGGGGCUAUUCCUACAGCUACGACGCAAUCAAUCAGCAUGUUCAGAAAUUGCGCAAGAACCGCGAUACAACUGUUCUCGGUGGCCCAACGGACUCUGGUGCUGGAAGCGCCAAGACUCCUACUCCUCGCAAGUCGGCAACUCCUCGCAAGCGCCGCACUCCCAAGAAGGAGAUGAUUGAUGAGGACGAUGAUAUGAGUCUCAAGUUGGAGGAGGCCAUUGAGGACGAAGAAAUGCGUAGUCCCUCCAUCCGCCCUCGUAAGCGCGCCAAGUCUGUUGCUUCGACUAUGGACGAUGAGAUGGACGACGAGCCCAAGCUCGAGGACGACUAUUAA
Messenger RNA from Trichoderma breve, 489 nucleotides. RefSeq lists its product as uncharacterized. Bases 1 to 489 code for a protein of 162 amino acids. Lineage: Eukaryota; Fungi; Ascomycota; Sordariomycetes; Hypocreales; Hypocreaceae. The transcript is spliced from 3 exons. The record is from RefSeq and is a predicted model, not a curated record.